This is a messenger RNA of Penicillium egyptiacum, 765 nucleotides long. The record is from the annotation of a GenBank genome assembly. NCBI's taxonomy places the organism in Eukaryota, Fungi, Ascomycota, Eurotiomycetes, Eurotiales, Aspergillaceae.
AUGUCCCUCAAUGCCCUGCCGGGUUGUAGUCCCAAUGGGAGUGAGGGUGUUGACGCAUUCUUCGUGCCGGACUUUACUGAAGUCGACAAUAACGUUACAAUUCAUGUCUCUCCACAAUUAGCUCGUGAAGACUGGUCCGCACUGGUAUUUCACUUCCCAGGAAUGGACCAUGUCGGCCAUACCGGCGGACCAGAGAGUCCCUAUAUGGUUCCGAAGCAACAAGAGAUGGACUUUAUUAUCCGUGAGAUAUAUACAGCCAUCGAAUCCCAGCCUCAUCUCAGUUCGACCCUCUUCGUCGUAGCUGGCGACCAUGGCAUGAACCAACAAGGGAGUCAUGGUGGAUCCUCCGCGGGUGAAAUCUCCCCAGGGAUGCUCCUGAUUUCUCCUGAUUUGAAAUCGCUCCGUAGCGACAGAAAAGCUCCAAGUGCCCCUCGUGGCACUGGAUUUGACUUUUACUCUGUCAUCAAACAACCCGAUAUCGUCCCCACGCUGGCCGGUCUGCUCGGUUUUCGAAUCCCUAGCAAGAGCGUGGGACUGUUCAUGCCACAACUCCUAUCCCUUUGGGAAGACCCGUCUGAUCGUGUACGGUUAGUAUUGGAGAACGCUCAUGAACUACUGAAUGUUAGGGGACACCAUGUCGAUCACCCGUAUCACAUCACUCUUCAAAGAAUUGAAGAUCGAAUUGUUUCGGAUCCAAGCUCAACGGAAGCCUUGUCGGAAUUAUACCAGGUAAAUCUGCUUGAUGUCCACUAUCCAUCUGAUUGA